GGUAUUUGCUUUCAUAUUUUGUAUGAGGUUUAUUGUUUCCUAAAGCUUGUGAAAGUUUGUGUGUUCUGCUAAUCUGUGGAACUCAUGAAUUUACAUGUACCUGCAGCAUUUCUCUAAUUGCAUGUUUAUUUUCUUGUAUGUUUGGCUUAUCUCACACUGUGAUGUGUUGCAUGUGCUUGCUUCCUUUGUCUGGGGCUGGUGUCUGUAUUAUUUUGUGCUUCCAGAUAGCGGUGGGUGUGCUCGCAAACGUGCUGCAAUGUCUGUCACAUUAACAGCUGUGAAGAGGGUUCAGAGUUCUCCAAACCUACUGGCUUCAGGAUCUGAUUCUCAGUCUCCAGAUUCAGCUUGGAGAGCUUACAAUGAUGGAAGCAGAGAGACACUGAAUGGAGACAUUAGCAGUUCAUCUCUUACAGCAAAAGGUUUUAGAAGUGUGCGGCCAAACCUACAGGACAAAAAAUCACCAACUCAGGCUCAGAUCACAGUGAAUGGGAACUCUGGCACUGCUGCCAGCCCAGUGAGUCACUUUCAAAGGCCUUUUUCCCCUUCUUCUGCUUACUCUCCACCAGCUUCUCUCAAUUCCAACCUUGUUAUCAUGCAGCAUGGCAGGAUGAUGGAGUCCACAGAGACAUACUCACAACAUGUUGGCAGCAGCACCACCACCAGUACAAUACCAAUCUGUAAAUCCUUAGAGGAAGAAAAAAAAAUUACAGUCAUUAAAGCUCCACAUUAUGCAGGGAUUGGCCCAGUAGAUGAAUCUGGAAUCCCUACAGCAAUUAGAACGACAGUUGACAGGCCAAAGGAUUGGUACAAGACAAUGUUCAAGCAAAUCCAUAUGGUACAUAAGCCUGAUGACGACACAGACAUGUAUAAUACUGCAUAUUCAUACAGUACUGGUAGCUGCAGUCCAUCCUUCUCUGCUCAGGCACACCCAGCUGCAAAGACACAGACAUACAGACCGUUGUCUAAAAGCGCUUCUGACAGCAGCUCUGAUGCCUUUAAGGUCUCAUCUCCUUUACCACCCCCACAUGUGCCACCCCCAGUACCACCACAUCGUCUGCGGGAAAGGUCUAUACCAGAAAAAAAUGACUGGGAUCCCCCUGACAGAAAAGUAGAUACCCGCAAGUUCCGCUCAGAACCAAGAAGCAUUUUUGAGUAUGAGCCAGGAAAGUCAUCAAUCCUUGAACACGAAAGGCCGACUUCCUUAUAUCAUCACUCUUCAACAGACAGAGGCCUGGACAGGCCUUCCAGUUCCGCAAGUACUGCGAGUGACUACAGGAAAAGGAGGAAGUCAGAACCUGCUGUAAGUCAUCAGAGAGCACACAGCGAUCAGAAUGCAAACAGGCCCAGCCUGGGCCGUACAGAUAUGCAAGGCCCAUACACCACCCUUAGAAAGCCUUUAACUAGCUCGUCUCCUUCUUCUCCAUCACGAGCAAAAGGUGGGGAUAUUAGCAAAGUAUAUCCAUCCCUCCUCAGUUAUUCAGUGCACAACCACAACACCUCAAAUGAAUUAGAUUACUGUAGCACUUACAGACAGCAUUUAGCUGUUCCUAAUGAUUCAAGGAGGGCAAUCAGCUACAAGAAUGGCUGGCAAAUGACUCGACAAAAUGCAGAAGUAUGGAGCAGCACAGAAGAAACAACUUCUCCAAAGAGAAAAUCUCGUAGCUGUGAUGAUCUUUUAACAGAUGAUCGGGAUAGCUUUCCCGAUGCACAGGCCAAGUCUGAAAGCAUGGGCUCUCUUCUAUGUGAAGAAGAUGCUAAAGAGGUUUGCUCAAUGAACUGGGCAUCCCCAUAUGCACCUGAGGGCCGUGGUGGUGGUAGGGCAAGAGUUCGUCACAGAUCUGCACACGAUGCCCCAGGUUUCCUUAAAAUGUACAAAAAGAUGCAUCGUAUCAAUCGCAAGGAUUUGAUGAACUCUGAGGUGAUCUGUUCUGUGAAGUCCAGAAUACUGCAGUAUGAAAAAGAACAGCAUAAAGGUAUUCUUCAGGGAUGGAGAGAGUCUUCUACUGAAGAGGUGCCCAGAGACAUGGUGCCAACCAGAAUAUCGGAAUUUGAAAAACUAAUUCAGAAGUCAAAAUCAAUGCCAAAUCUAGGUGAUGAAAUGUUGUCAAACAUUACACUAGAGCCUCCUAAAAAUGGUUUAUGUUCACAGCGGCGAUUUUCUAUCGAGUCCCUGCUGGAGGAAGAAAAUGAAGUCAGACAUCCCUCUCAGGUACAACGGAGCUACAAGUCUAAAACCCUGGUGCCAAUUCAUAUUGAAGUGACCAGUGAUGAGCCACAACGGUCACAUAUGGAUUUCUCAGACAGUGAUCAAGAUGGAGUGGUUUCUGACCUCAGUGACUUUAUCCAGAUAGAGGGGUCAUCUUUUUGUAGUGAAAGUGACUUUGAUCACUAUUCCUUCACAUCAUCUGAAAGCUUUUACGGAUCGGGCCAUCACCACCACCACCAUCACCACCAUCACAGGCAUCUCAUCAGCUCCUGCAAAGGGAGAUGCCCAGCAUCCUACACUCGCUUCACCACCAUGUUGAAACAUGAAAGGGCUAAACAAGAACCUGCUGAAGAUCCAAGGAGACAGGAGGCAGAAUCUGGCCUCUCCAAGAUAGCAUUCCUAGUCAGCCCAGUGCCUUUCCGAAGGAAAAAAAGUGCAGCCCCUAAAAAACAAACUGAAAAGACAAAACGCAAGUCAUCUGUAUUUGAAGCACUAGAUUCUGCACUUAAGGACAUCUGUGACCAAAUAAAAGCUGAAAAAAGAAGGGGAAGCUUGCCUGACAACAGUAUAUUACACAGACUUAUUACUGAGCUGCUUCCAGACAUUCCAGAAAGGAAUUCAUCUCUUACAGCUCUGAAAAAGAGUCCCAUGCACCAGCCUUUUCAUCCACUGCCUCAAGAUGGUGCUACUCAUUGCCCACUUUACCAGAAUGAUUGUGGAAGAUUACCUCUUAGUGCCUCUCUUCAAGACAUGGACACAACUAACAACAAUAAUCAAGAAAAUGAUAGUGCACUGUGUUUCCAAGACCAGGAAACUCCUGGAAACUAUUCUGCUUUCACCGAUGUGGGACGAUGUACUCCAAGGGACAGAAGAGGAGCUACAGAUAAAGAGAAACUGCCAGCUAGAGCUGUAUAUGACUUUAAAGCUCAAACUUCUAAAGAGCUGUCCUUUAAGAAAGGAGAUACUGUCUAUAUCCUCAGGAAAAUUGAUCAAAACUGGUAUGAAGGUGAGCACCAUGGAAGAGUUGGAAUAUUCCCAAUUUCUUAUGUUGAGAAGCUUUCUCCUCCAGAAAAAGCACAGCCUGCCAGGCCGCCUCCUCCUGCACAGAUUGGAGAGAUUGGAGAAGCUAUUGCCAAAUAUAAUUUCAGUGCAGACACAAAUGUGGAGUUAUCACUUAGAAAGGGAGACAGAGUCGUACUUCUUAAGCGAGUUGAUCAAAACUGGUAUGAAGGUAAAAUACCAGGAACCAACAGACAAGGCAUCUUCCCUGUUUCCUAUGUAGAAGUUAUCAAAAAGAAUGCAUCAAAAAGUGCUGAUGACUACCCUGAUCCUCCUAUACCCCAAAGCUAUUCUAGUGACAGAAUACACAAUUUAAGUUCAACUAAGCCACAGCGCCCAGUGCUUGCUCAUGAAAACAUACACAGUGGGGGGGAACUGUUUCAGGCUCUAUAUAACUAUACUCCUAGGAACGAAGAUGAAUUGGAGCUCAGAGAGGGAGAUGUCAUUGAUGUGAUGGAAAAAUGUGAUGAUGGAUGGUUUGUGGGAACUUCAAGAAGAACCAAAUUCUUUGGUACUUUCCCUGGAAACUAUGUCAAGAGGCUGUGAAUUUUUUUCAUUCUUAUUUAUGCUGCAUCUCUGCAACAUAUCUGCAUAAAGCUGCUAGAAAACAUGCUACGCUGGCCUUCUGUUUUCUUGCUUGCAGUCUCAAAUAGAGGCCAUCCAGUUCAUCCUCACCCCAUCCCAUCUGCCAAACUGUUCCAGCAGUAUUACAGCAACGACUACCGUGUGAAUAACUUUUCUGAAACAAGAGGAAUCCUCCCUACGUAUAAGUACUCCCUGCUUUUAACUCUUUUUAUUUGAAACACAAUAGGAAAAGCCUGAUGAGAGGUACCCAGAAGAAUUGCUACGUUGGGGGGGAGAGGAGUGUAUGAGGAGAGGGAGAAAGCCUUCCUUUGUGGUACUAUCAUGAAGUGUGAUGGGAAAAUAAAAUUUUUCAGCAUGCAUGUACAACAGAGGGAAAGUUGCUGCUUACUAUUUAAGAAGAAAAAAAAGCAGAAAAGGUGUUUUGAGUUUUCACAUUCUUAUUAGCUUGGCAGCAUUUGUUGCUUUCACUUUGCUGUAUCACAGGUUUGCCUAUUGUACUGGUUUACAAUGACAAAUUAUAAUAUAGGUUUUUUGCCUGCACUUGUAUGUUGUAACUUAUACACAGUGACUGUAAAAUCUCAAGCAAGUGUAGUGAAAAAUGGAAGAACUGCAAGUGUUCUGAUGGUGCAAUGGUAUUUGCUAAACCCUUUUUCCCCCUAUUAAAACGACAGCGUUUUCUCUUCAAAGGUAAGAAGUGCAAGAAGUAUAAAACCUUGGGAAACAGGAUUUAAAGAAGAGACAGACAGUGAUAUAAGCCUAGACAAUAACAACCUGCUGAUCAUAUGACAUUAAAUGGUUGUAAUCAAAAUGUUGUAAUAGUCAGCAUCAGGAAAUCUGAGAGGUUAGUGUUUUCAUGUACCACAGGCAUUUUAAGCAGCAGCAAGUAAACAGUGUUAGUGCAAAGGAUUGUUUUUCCUCUAACAUAGCCACCUGAAAAACAUUCACAAAUAUCAUGUACUGAUUUAUUUCACUAUACACACACACGUAUAUACAUGUAUGUUAACAAAAGCUGAGUUACACAUUGUUUUUUAGGAAUUUAGUACAUUUUAAAAAAAAUCACAAGUAUUAAAAUCAAUAUGUUUUAGAGGGUUUGGGUUGUUGUUUUUUUUUUUUUUCCUGAAUGAAUCAAGUAUUUGAAAACAGACAUUCUCCAUAUGCAACUGUAAGCAUAAAUAGCAUAUGAAAUUAAGGCACAGGAUGAUAAUGACUACAACUUCAUGAAAAAAAAAAAAAAGAAUUUUUUUUCCAAGUCAGAUUUGUUUUCUUUGGCACCUUAUAGAUGGCAAAAGCUUCUACUGCAUUUCUCAUGGGUAAAGGACUGAAAUUAUCAACAUGUAUUUAGUCUCUGUAGCAUUUUGUACAUAUGUUUGCUUUUUUGUACAGAGCCAUUUGGUUGUUGAUUUUAAAAAAAAAAUUAAGUUCCUUAUUUGAUCUUCACCCUCUUUACAUACAGAACAUUUCAAUGCAUUUUGCUUUACUUGCUCUAUUUACCAUAAGCACAUCUGAAUAGUGCAAUUCUGUAAGAUAGCAUUUUAUGCAAAAUUUUAUUAAUUAAAAUAUGGUUUACCAGCCAAAUCUAAAUGUACAUAUGUCUUUAUUACUGAGAAAUGUCAUUAAGACAAAGGUAAAGAAACAUCUUUGUGCAGCAUACCUUUAUUAUUGCAGAUUUAAUGGUAAAAGCUUUAUAUUUCAAAGGCUUUCAAUUUUAAACUAGAUCUGCAUGCAGCUUUGCUGUGAGAUUAAUUCCUAUCUUUGAUGCCAUUUAUGAUUGAAGACUUAAAUAUCUGUUGCCUGUGAUAUUUAAAAAGUACUGUUUCUACUCUGUAUCUGAUUUUAGAAAAAUACAGGUUUUUCGUACCUGGCUUUCAGGUAAUUGACUUUGAAUUCCUACAAGCAAAAGGUCUCUGUGUUUUUUUUCUUGAAUAGACUUCUAAUAAAUUUUGCUUGGAGUACACAAGUGUUUUCUCCGUCAUUUCUCAAAUACAUGUAACAGACUACUCAAGUGCUACAAAACUCCUUAAGCUUUUACAUACAAGUACAAUCAGUGUUGUCUUUACAGAGACUUUCUUCUACCACUGAGCAUACACAGGUUGCAAUACGGACAACCAGUAUUGUCAACACAGUUGUCACUUCAUCCACUUCAGUGUCAUCCCUAAAACUCCUGAAUCCAAAAGCAAUUCCCUGGGCUUUUUGCACUGACAGUACUAAUGCAAGGUAAUUUUUCUGUUACCAGAGCUGGCCUUUGCUCCUGAAGCACCGAGAUAAAGUACAUUACUGAAGCCCUUUGUAUCUCACAGAAGUUCCACACCCUAAUUCUUUCCUUAAGCAAAAGGAAAACAAGAGAAACAAGCUAGAAAUAAGACUUACAAAAAAUACAGGCUUGGGAGAGAGCAUCUUAUGCUUGGGGCUCUGUCUGAAGCACUGAGUUACCCCUGUUAAUGUCUCUGCCUGGCAAAGAGCAGCUUGCUGUUCAAACAAAACCCAAGCCCACAGGAAGCAGAGCAUACAGGCAGCGGCCUUCUUUCCCUGUGUGGUUACUCCUGGUGCCUCCAGGCUCCCUGGUCCUGCUCCUCCAGCUCUCGUUGGCCUCCACUGCCAGUAUGACACCUUCCAGACGUGCUGUGCUGCACUCUUACUGCUGAAGAGUGAGGCAUUCUGGCGCAAAUAAUCUAUUUCUGACUUGCACAGCUUUGUCUUUACAAUAGCUGGGCUGUUAGAAUGCCAGCAAAUGAGCUCCUUUGUCAGCAUAAACAGAUUCUGCUGGGAGUGAUUUCAAUUUGGACAAGACCUAAUUUAGCCAGCAGUGCCGUCUCUUAGGUAAACAUGCCCUCACAGCACUAAGUUAGCUUAAACCCACCACACGUCUCUUGCUCUAUAAACUAAUGGCUGAGUAUACAAGCACAUGCUGUAUGGUUUGCCCUUCUGUCUGCUGGCUCGGUGAUUCUGUGCAUCUGAAUUCUCUUUUCUAAUUGCAAGAAGGAAUAAAAAAAGUGUAAGGAUAGAUCAUAAUAAGAAUUGCAAGUCACUGACACCAAGAAAAACUUUAGAGUCUGUGGUUUAGUCAAAAUGUGUUGCAAGGUGACCAGAAAUGUAAAAUUAAAGGACAACACGGAGGUACAAGUUCUGUCCAGGUAAACAAAAUAUACUGAAAUAGGCAAGGUCCGUUGAAAUUCCUCCUAUGCUAUUUAUGUAACAGUCCAAAGGACUUUUUGAGCUUUUCUGUAAAAUUCUUAUAUACUCCCCUAUAAAUUCAUGGAGGGCAAUGCAUAGGACUGGAAGGUGCUAUAUCUUUAACCAGAACUAGAGAUAAAUUGAGGAGACCUGUCGAAUUUGGUGUCAGUUGGUUUAACUGACUGUUUUGUUUUUGUUUUAUUUUUUAACUUAAUCUAGGUUUUUUUU
Molecule: messenger RNA, 7249 nt
Organism: Phasianus colchicus (ring-necked pheasant)
Lineage: Eukaryota; Metazoa; Chordata; Aves; Galliformes; Phasianidae
Source: RefSeq, a predicted model, not a curated record